UUUGUCGGCCAAUAUUUUUGUAGGCUAUUAUUGUACAACUUUUUUCGGGUUUUUUGAACAUAAAUAACUUUUGAACUAUUUGCUCCAUACAUUGUCCAGUCAUAAAUUUAGUGUUGGCCCGGAUUUACCAGGCAUUACUCAAGUUAUCAUGUCGAAAAUGGCGUCGAAACAGCAGUUGAAGGGGAUGAAGAAAGUCAUACAAAAGGUGGUACAUGGAAACCUCGUCAAAAUUUAUAUUCCCGCAGGCAUGGCCUCAACAGGACCUCCGCUCGGACCACAGCUUGGACAAAGAGGCAUUAAUAUUGCUGCCUUUUGCAAGGACUUUAAUGAGAGGACGAAGGAUAUGAAAGAAGGGAUUCCUUUGCCUUGUCGAAUCACAGUCAACUCUGAUAGAUCGUACGAGCUAGUAAUUCACAAUCCUCCAGUGACAUUUUUUUUAAAACAAGCAGCCGGCGUUCAGAGAGGGGUAAUGAAAAUGGGUCACGAAAUAUGCGGUAAAUUGACCCUAAAGCACAUUUAUGAAAUUGCCAAAAUUAAACAACAAGAUCCGACAUUGAGGUUUUUGCCUUUGGAAAGGAUUUGUAAUAAUGUAAUUUCAACUGCCCACACUUGUGGAAUACAGGUCGUUCGAUCCCUCGAUCCAAAGGAGUAUGCAGAAUUUCUUGAAGAAAGGAAGCUAGUCGUAAUACAACAAUUACAGGAGAUUAAAGAAAAGCGUGAAGCAAAAUUGCUUCGUUAAUAUGCUUGUCACUUUUGUUAAACGUUUGAUUAGUAUCCAAUAAUAUUAAUAUAUUAUCAAUGGUAGUCGUAAAUUAAUUUGUAUGUAUAGAUUUUUCAAUAAUGGACAUGCUAUAUGGGAUUAUCUGAUGAGUCAAUAAACAUCAAUAAGCUAUGAA
Folsomia candida is the source of this 896-nucleotide messenger RNA. RefSeq names its product 39S ribosomal protein L11, mitochondrial-like (gene mRpL11). Gene Ontology annotation, molecular function: structural constituent of ribosome; large ribosomal subunit rRNA binding. The coding region runs from base 149 to 739 and encodes 196 amino acids. Gene Ontology annotation, cellular component: ribosome; mitochondrial large ribosomal subunit. The transcript has 4 exons. The record is from RefSeq and is a predicted model, not a curated record. Lineage: Eukaryota; Metazoa; Arthropoda; Collembola; Entomobryomorpha; Isotomidae. Gene Ontology annotation, biological process: translation.